Messenger RNA from Corvus hawaiiensis (hawaiian crow), 3940 nucleotides. RefSeq names its product U-box domain containing 5 (gene UBOX5). The record is from RefSeq and is a predicted model, not a curated record. Bases 1711 to 3318 code for a protein of 535 amino acids. Lineage: Eukaryota; Metazoa; Chordata; Aves; Passeriformes; Corvidae. Gene Ontology annotation, biological process: protein polyubiquitination. Gene Ontology annotation, cellular component: nucleus. The transcript has 5 exons. Gene Ontology annotation, molecular function: ubiquitin-ubiquitin ligase activity; ubiquitin protein ligase binding.
AAUAUUUAGUUGUGAGGCUGAGCUGGGUGCCAGGAGCACACACAGCUAUUUCCUCGUGUCUCCAUCCCCAUGGAGCUGGGGCUGACGGCACAGCCUGGGUUUCUCCUUUAGGAUCUGGGACUGAGGGUUGGGGUGCUCUGACCUCAGGCAUUCAUUUCAUGCUCCAAGGACUUUAUUUGGUGUCCACCAUGCACAUUCCUUAUGGCAGCAGCUCCUUAGUCCCAUGCAGGACACCAGGAAGGGAUGUGGUGACGAGCUCCAGACAGCCUCGUUUGAAGUUCCUUGUCCAAAACCACAGAGGACUUUUUUCAGGUCUGUGUUUCACUGCCUCAGUGCAAAGAUCUUUGUUCACCUUAGGGAAGGCACACACUGAAGAGAGAGGGAAAAUCCACAGCCAUGGGUAAAAGCAACUCGGUGACUCAACUUUUGCCAUGAGAUUUGUAGCAGAGUCUUCCAGCAGAAGGGAGUGUGGUGACUUGGAAAUGCAGAAUAAUCCAUUUCCUUACUGAGGUAUUGAGACUGGAAAAAUUAACCUGAGUUGUUUCUCUCAGGGUCACAAACAGGUAGGAGAAAAUCCUAUAAAACACCCAUACAGAGCUCCCCGCAUUGCAGGAGAAGUCUUCAGCCCAGGAAAGAGAGGAGAGACAGAACAGGGGGAGAACCUUGAGUUUUCCCAAAGAAGGGAGCAAGGAGAGUUGGUUUGCCUCUUUUCAUAACACCAGUGCUGAGGGCCAAGUGAAUUCACCACUUGGUAAAUUCAUUUUGGUUCCAAAUGAGCCAAAAAGAGCAGUUUUGAGGCACAGCCUGUAGUUGAACUGUCAGUCUCCUACAAGGUGCCAAAAAGUGCCAAAACCCCAGUUUAAACAGUUCCUCAGUGGCAGCCCAGUUCUGGAAACCUCUCAGACUCAGAAAGCCAGUGAAGGAAUAUUGGAGGAGAGUUGGUGUGUGCUUGUCCUGCUCCUUGAGGAGCAGGAAUUGCUCCUGAUGGCUGCCAGACCAAAUUUUGGGAUAGAAGUGCUGCUCACCUGGCUGUUCCUCUUGUAAGGUUCACACCUGCUUCAUUCAAGGCAUUGUAACCAAGCUCUGCUCUCUGCAGGUGUGAAUUCCGUGUUGGGUUGGGGUUUAUCUGUGGGAUUUGUGCCUUGAAUUCCACCUUUCUCCUUCCAGAUGCAGCACAGGGAGCUCAUUAACUCUGCCUUUCCAACGUGCCCCCAGAAGGCCAAUUUCAUUUGGGCUGAACCAACAGAUCAGUGGAAAAUCAUUAAAGAGCUGCUUGUUCUUGAAGGAGGCAGCGAGUCCCUGAUUUGCAAGGUUGCCCAGGGCAGUGACAUUUUAAAGCUGGGGUUAACAAGAGGUUAAAGCUCUCACCUUGCAGAUAAUUUCAUUCUUAAAAGGGAUCUGAGAGAGCCAAUUCCAGGCACUUUUUUUUUUUCAAUGGUAAGAAGGUGUGUUCACUUGAGUUUCCUUAAUGAGCGGUUGGUGUUCAGAUCCCAGACAUCUCCCUCCGAGCUAUUCCGUGCCCUUUGCUCCCUUGCAGUUAUUUAACACCAAUUAUUAAUAUUUGUGGGUAAUCUUGACUCACUGUGACAGUGCUGGUGCUUUCCUACACCUACAAAACUCCGGCAUCUUUGAUAAACCUUCACAUCUAAUUGCUGGUCUGUUCAGAGCUGACUCUGAUGCUCAGCAAGUGACCUCUCUGCAGCUGCCAAGAUGGUAAUAAACGUCUGUCUCCCACAGUUCAAGCCAAGAAUUCACUGCAACAAGAUCUCUGCCGAUGGCUACGAGGUGGAGAACCUGAUCUCCGAAGACCUCGCCAGGAGGAACCGCGGCUUCCGCAGCGAGUACUUCAUCAAACCCCCGGUGCACGUCACCAUCUCCUUCCCCUUCAACAUCGAGAUCUGCAGGAUCAACAUCGACAUCUCCUCCGGAGGGUACCAGACCUUCUCCGGCCUGGAAGUUUACACCUCUACCUCAUGCAACAAAACCUCUUGGCAGAGCCCUGAGGGGCAGUGCUCAGGUCUGGCCGGGCAGCCUGUGUCGGACAAGGACACCUUCACCCUGGUGGGCAAAGCUGUCUUAAAAAAUCAGAGCAAAGUGACUUUUGGCCACAGAGGCUUCAAGCCAAGGCCUCCCUUCCAUCAGAUGGAAAAUGUCUUCUCCUACCCUGGCUCGGUGUCUCAAGAUCUCUGGAACAAAGGGCCGGCCUCACUCAGCAAUGUGUCCCACCUAAAAAUCUGCAUCACCCACGUGGCCAGCGGGGGCCUGCCCAGCAUCAAGAGGCUGGAGGUGUGGGGACAACCUGCCAAGUCCUGCCCACAGGAGGUGAUCGAGGGCGUCUUCCAGGUGGCCUCCCAGUUCCUGGCCCAGGACGUCGGCAGCCUCAAGCCAGAGCUCUGGACGCCGAUGGAGAGCGACUGCGUCCCCUUCAGUGCCAACGAGCAGCAGACCCUGCACAAGCUGGUGGAUGUCGUCCAAGACAUCCCUGAAGAAUUCCUGGACCCCAUCACUCUGGAGAUCAUGACUUUACCCAUGCUCCUGCCCUCUGGGAAGGUGAUUGACCAGACCACCCUGGAAAAAUGCAACCGGAGCGAGGCGUCUUGGGGCCGGGUUCCCAGCGAUCCCUUCACGGGGGUGGCCUUCAGCCAGCACUCGCAGCCCCUACCUCACCCCACCCUCAAGGCCAGGAUAGACCACUUCCUGCUGCAGCACAGCAUCCCUGGCACCAACCUGCUGGGGAGGGCUCACGCCUCGGAGAGCCUGGUGCCCUCCUCCAUCACCAUGUCUUCUCUGAAAAGGAAAAUGGACUGCAUGGAUCAGGGCUCCCUGCAGCCGCCCUAUUUUUCUGCUACAAACUUACUUGUCACGGCUACCUCAGAGAACAGUGCUAAAAAAAUGAAAACUGACAGUGACUUCCCCUUGAUCCAGAUGGACUGUUCCACAGACCUGGUGUCCCACGAGCAGAAGCUGUCGGAGAGCCUGGACACUGCCCUGACCUCGGCUCUCAGCUCCAUGCCCUCCUUCACGGCCAAGCUGAUGAAGAGCCAGCAGCAGGCUCCAGGAGAGGGCGGCUGCAGCAGUUCCUGGAGCGUGGGCACAGUCCUUGAGCACGGCAGGAGCAGCCAGACUCAGGGAUGUGCUUCCUGUGGCAAAUCCUUCUCCUGCUACUUCAAGGCGGAGCCCGUGUACCAGCUCCCCUGCGGGCACCUCGUGUGCCGGCCCUGCCUGGCCGAGCGCCAGAAGGCUCCGGCCUCGCCCAUCCACUGCGGGAGCUGCAAGAGGGCGGCGGCCACGCACGACGUCAGGAGGGUUCACUUCUGACCCCCCAGGCUGCCGGGAGGACGAGGAGGAGCUGCUGCUGUGCCCCGUGUCCGCACGGAUCCGCCGGAGGAGCUGCCAAGCCGCCGGGAGGAGAGCCGGAGAGCGGAGAGGACUCGGUCUUGUGCUUACAGAGCAGGGGGGGUGGGGGGUUAGAGAGCGGCCCGGAGCCUGAGGAUGACAAAAGCCAUAGCUUCUUUAUCAAGGAAUAUGUAUUUAUCCAGGACUGGUCUCCAGCACCGCCCCGGGGCUCAGAGGUUUAGCACAGGUGCCUUUCGGACCAGCUCAGCUUCCCCGCGAGUUCACGCCACGUUUGACCAGCAGCCACCCGGUUGUGGAGCAGGUAAAGUCCUUGUGAGUGACAACACACACAAAGUCCCCUCUCACUUCCUCCCCUUGCCCACCUCACCCUCCCCUCGUCCUGCUGGGAGCGUGUCCCUCGUCCUGGAAUCGACAGCGAGAGGCCGUGGUUGAGGAGUGAGGAGCUGGCAGUGAUCUCACCCUGCUCAUCCAGAAUCUUGUAGAAAAGCCAUCCCAUCCCACCCUCUUGGUUGAUGUCGUGUGACCGGCCCAGCUCCUGGCUGGCUGAUAGACAUUUAAGCCUUAAUAAAAUGUUUAAAGUCAA